AGGACCAGGACCGCUCUGCCACGAAGGCUUAGUACGAGCAACAAAACAUGGCUGGCCUCUAUUAUGUUCAAGUAUAGAUCUGCUUUGCGUCCGCUCGUAACAUGCCGGGUUCGUGAUGUCGGGCCCCGAACGUGUCAUUCCUCGAGGGCAAAACAUUAUAUAAGAAUAUUUCGAUGCUAA
Molecule: messenger RNA, 180 nt
Organism: Bipolaris oryzae ATCC 44560
Lineage: Eukaryota; Fungi; Ascomycota; Dothideomycetes; Pleosporales; Pleosporaceae
Exons: 1
Source: RefSeq, a predicted model, not a curated record